GAUCCCUUCCCUUCCUCGACAGCAAAGCCGAGAGAUCGGCAUCGCACCGGUACACGCCGAAAGUCAGUCCGCAGUGUACCUGCGCGCUCCGCGACGACAUGUGCGCGCCGCCGCACCGAGACUGACACUUAUCAUCGAGCUGCACUUUUGCCGUGAUAUUUUUACGCGUGUCUCUCGUCGUCGACGAUAAUUUUUGAGAAAAAAAAAAAAGAGGUGCUUCGCUGUUCUAACACACAGGACUGAAGGAGAUAGCCGAGUUUUGUUUUUACUCUCGCGGAGGAAGAUCCAAGUGCCGAGAUUGCGGAAGAGAACGUCGCCGUAUCUAUAUACAAACUGUGGAGAGGGACAGGGACAGUGACAAGCAACGAUGCGCUUCCUCAAACUGACUGUAAUUCUGGCCUGCGCGCUCGCGGUCCUCGCCGAGAAGGAUGAGACGAAGAGCCGCGACAAGCGGCAGCACCUGUCGUUUAGCCAGCGUCGUGCCGGUCGGCCGCCUCCCUACGCCGUGCAGAUGGAGCCGAUAGCCCACUACUCGCAGCGCGACCCGCUCUACAACCCGCUGGCCGCCGACUCCAAGAGCGACGACCAGGGCUACUACGAGGAGUCGCCGUACAACUACUACCCCACCGAGCCCGAGCCCAUCAUCGAGAUCAUCAUCAAGGAGUCGAACGAGUCGUUACCCACCCCCCUACCGGUCACCCCGCCGCCCCAGCCCAAGACCAAGAAGGAACCCAUCCAGGUCUUCUACGUCAAGUACGAGAAGAAGCAGGCCUACGGCGAGGACAAGCCGCGAGUGGUCUACGACACUCCCAUCCCCGCCAUCACUCCCGUCGAGGAGCACGAGGAGAUCAGGCCCGACGAGCCCGAGGGUUACCCCUCCGCGGAGAACCUGCAACCGGUCACCCAAGCGCCCGAGCCGUCCACCACUCUGCGAGCCAUCAUCCGACCGGACAGCGGCGUCUAUCACGCCGGCAGCAGCGGACUCCGCGUGACGUUCGAUACCGAUCAGGUGCCGCCGAACAACCACAACAAGCGCAGCGACAAGGACUCGCCGGCCGAGCUGCUGGCGGCCAAACCCACGGCACUGCCGCCCCCGGGAUCGUCCAAGAGGCCCCACGGACCCUUCGCGCCGAUCCAACCGAUCCCGCCGCGCGUCACCCCGGCCUUCCCUCAGCAGCGAGUGGUCAACUCGUUUCCUCAGCAGCAGCAGCAGUUCCAGGGACCGCCUCAACAGGGCCCGCCGCCGAACUUCAACCUGCAGCCCCAGUUCCACCAGUCGGUGCCGCCGCACAUCCGCAACCAGUACCAGCCGAUCACCAGCCUCAACCAGCAGAGGCCCCAGCAGAGACAGCCGAUCACCAUCCAGGGCCUGCCCGAGCUUCAGCAGCGGCUGCCCUUCAACGCCUUCGCGCCGCCGCACAGGUUGAACGUCAACCAUCCCCAACAGCCUGGAUCGCCUUCGGUAUCGCACCAGAACGUCCAGCUGCAGAACUACCCGCAGCAGCAGCAGCUCUUGCCGCAGAGUCAACCUCCAGUCAACUUCAACUACGACCCGGCGCUGCAGUACAAGCAGCAGCGGGAGCAUGAGAAGCAGCAGUUCUUGCAGCAGCAAAGGCAGCAGGAACACCAGAGGAGGCAGCAGGAGCAGCAGCGACUCCAGGAACAGCAGAGACAGCAAGAGCAGUACAGGCUCUUGGAGCAGCAGCGCCGCAAGCAAGAGCAGGAGCAGAAGUUGAGGGCUCAACAGCAGCAGCAGCAGCAGCAGCAGCAGUUCCAGCAGCAGCAACAGCUGCAGCAACAGCAGCAGCAACGCCAGCAGCAACAGCAGCAGUACAAGUUCGGUCAGACUCAGCAGGCUCAACAGCAGGUGCUCCAGAAGCAGCAGAACGCCGGUGACAUUCUGAAGGCCAUUCCGAAACUGGAGCAGCACUACACCAUCCGGGAGAACCCGCUGCACCCGGGUCCCUUCCCGCCGAACCCGCAGUACGCCGACGUCAACACGCAGACGUCCUUCGGGCCGCUGAGCAACGCUCAGUUCACCACGACUCAACCUCAGUCGAACCUGGUACUCCAACAGCAGCAGCAGCAGCAACCGCAGCAGCAGCAACCGCAGCAGGUUCAAGGUCAGCAGAAGUUUGGCAACCACAUAUUCAAACAACAGCAGCAGCAGCAACAGCCACAGAUAAUCCAGCACCAGCAGCAGCAGGCCAUCUACCAGAACCAGCAGGCUUUCUUCGCCCAGAACCUUCCCACGCCUCAGCAGCAGAGGCCUCAACCUCAACAGCAGCAGCAGCAGCAAGAGACACCCUCGCCGUCGAUCUGGGGCAGACCCGUUUUCCAGGGCAAGAACCUCGACUCGAAGAUCUACGCCACGCCGCUGACCAAAACCAAUGACGACUUCCAGAAGUUGUCCGCGUCAACCCCCAACGGCCUCCUCCGCUACAACUCGGCCACGACGCCUAGGCCCAGCACGGUGACCAACCCACCGACGACCCGCAGCACGACCACUCCUCUGACGACGACCGCCGCGCCGACGACGACUACCAUCUCGCCGAAGAACGAGGCCAAGAUCAAGGAGAACAUCGCCAACCUGCCCGACGAGGUUCCCGACGACAUCCGCGAGCAACUGCUGAGCUCGGGCAUCCUCGGCAACGCCGACAUCCAGAUCCUCGACUACGACAAGGUCGGCGGCAUCAACAUCGGCGACCUGCCACCCGAAGCCCUGGCCAACUUCUACGGCGCCGGCGGCGCUGCCGCCACUUCCGCCGCCAGCGAGCCCGUGCCCCAGAUAGCCAAGCGGCCCAAAACCAUCGACGAGGUUCAGGUCGUCGCCCCGUCGAGCAAUGCCCUCCAGCGUACGCGCACCGAGGAGGUGACGCUCCGGCCCGGCGGCGUCGAGAUGAAAGUCGUCCGAUUCGAUCCGAACACAGCCCAGGGCCAGUCGAUAGCCGAGCGGCACAUCAACGAGAACGCGACGCGUCUCAGUCCCGUAGCCGUGGGAGAGCGCGAGCCGAGCGACGCCUCGGGCAGCUACAAUCGCUACCUUCCGCUCAAAGUGAGCGGCGCCUCCUUUCCAAUUCCGAGCGCGCCCGAGCUCGCCGGCAAGAAGAUCUCCUCGGUGGUGGUCCUCGCGCCCGUCGACUACAGCUUCCAGCCGUCGGAUGCGGACUCGUCCCGCCAGAGCCGGAAGAUCGGCAGCGACGUCCGCUUUCUCGCCGGUGAGUCGCUCAAGCAGCUGGUGAGGAAGCCCUCGGCUGAGAACUACAAGCGAUGGCUCGAGCAGGAGAAGCAGACGGAGCCCCAGAGGCAGUCCGUCGUUCUCCUCGUCACGACGCCAAAGGACGACGCCGACGCUGAGAAGGAGAUCUUCAUGUACGACGUGACGUCCGACAGCGUGAGCAAACUGGCCGGUGACCUGUCGACGGCGUUCGUCGACGCGGCCGAGAGCAAUUCCGACGUCGACGCCGAUCCCAUGAGCGACGUCUCGAAUUGAGCGACGAAGUAUGGAGAUGACGUGUGUACGCUUGCGAGCCUCACGUAUUCACCGGAGAGCGAGAAUUCCAGUGAUGCUAAUGAGCGCUUUUUACAUACACUUUAAUUGUGCCAACGACGACUCCGAGACGAGGAGAGCAGAGACGAUAUAUUAUAUCGAAAUCGCGGUAUAUGUAGAUUUAUCGCCGAGAGAACGAGAGAAAGAGCGAAAGAGAGAGAAAGGACGCUUUGGUUGCAUGUAGCGUUUUUUAUUUUUUUUUUGCAAAUGAGCCUCGAGUGUAGAUACUUUAGUAAGCUAUUAUUUUGUAUAUAUUUUUCAAGAUUUUUAUACUUUUUUAUACGUAAUACAUUUUUAUAUAUUUCUAUAAAAAUUUGAGAAAAACAACAACAACGUCUCGUUAUUUUCCAAACCUCUGAGAUCCCGAGCGAUUUGGCAAAAAUUCGGUUAUCUUCGAAUUUAUUUACAAAACAUUUACAUGGA
Molecule: messenger RNA, 3973 nt
Organism: Nasonia vitripennis (jewel wasp)
Lineage: Eukaryota; Metazoa; Arthropoda; Insecta; Hymenoptera; Pteromalidae
Product: nuclear receptor coactivator 6-like
Exons: 3
Coding region: 368-3493 (1041 amino acids)
Source: RefSeq, a predicted model, not a curated record